Synchiropus splendidus (mandarinfish) is the source of this 1641-nucleotide messenger RNA. RefSeq names its product serine hydroxymethyltransferase 1 (soluble) (gene shmt1). The record is from RefSeq and is a predicted model, not a curated record. The transcript is spliced from 12 exons. Bases 73 to 1518 code for a protein of 481 amino acids. Gene Ontology annotation, molecular function: pyridoxal phosphate binding; mRNA regulatory element binding translation repressor activity; protein homodimerization activity. Gene Ontology annotation, cellular component: cytoplasm; nucleus; cytosol. NCBI's taxonomy places the organism in Eukaryota, Metazoa, Chordata, Actinopteri, Syngnathiformes, Callionymidae. Gene Ontology annotation, biological process: tetrahydrofolate interconversion; L-serine catabolic process; protein homotetramerization.
AGCCUGCACGAGCACGCGCUUUGUCAACUCCUCACAUCUGUCAGCGGAGAGAGUUUCAGUGACGAAGCAGCCAUGUCGACCAACGGCCACUGCAUCAGCAAAGAUACGUGGGACUCGCACAACAAGAUGAUGCUAGAGCCGCUGGCCGUCAACGACUCUGAGGUGUUUUCCAUCAUCAAGAAGGAGAAGCACCGCCAGACGUACGGACUGGAGCUGAUCGCCUCGGAAAACUUCGCCAGCAGAGCCGUUCUGGAGGCUCUGGGGUCCUGCAUGAACAACAAGUACUCGGAGGGAUACCCAGGUCAGAGGUACUACGGUGGAACCGAGCAUGUGGACCAGCUGGAGCGCCUCUGCCAGAAGCGGGCGCUGGAGGCCUAUGGUCUGCAUUCGGAGCAGUGGGGGGUCAACGUGCAGCCGUAUUCAGGCUCGCCUGCCAAUUUCGCUGUGUACACCGCCGUGGUGGAGCCGCAUGGUCGCAUCAUGGGACUGGACCUUCCCGACGGAGGUCACCUGACCCACGGCUUCAUGACCGACAAAAAGAAAAUCUCUGCGACCUCCAUUUUCUUCGAGUCCAUGCCUUAUAAGGUGGAUCCAGAGACCGGCUACAUCGACUACGACCGACUGCAGGAGAACGCCAGGCUCUUCCACCCGAAGCUCAUCAUUGCAGGAACCAGCUGUUAUUCCCGGAACCUGGACUACGGCCGGCUGAAGCAGAUCGCCUGCGAGAAUGGGGCCUACCUGAUGGGGGACAUGGCCCACAUUAGCGGGCUGGUGGCAGCCGGAGUGGUGCCCUCUCCGUUCGACCACUGCGACAUCGUCUCCACGACUACGCACAAGACUCUGCGCGGCUGCCGUGCCGGGCUAAUCUUCUACAGGAAAGGUGUACGAAGCGUCGACGCCAAAGGGAAGGAGACGCUUUACAACCUGGAGUCUCUGAUCAACCAGGCCGUCUUCCCUGGUCUUCAGGGAGGACCUCACAACCACGCCAUUGCGGGGGUCGCUGUUGCACUGAAGCAAGCCAUGACUCCAGAGUUCAAAGCCUACCAGACUCAAGUUCUUCUCAACUGCAAGUCCCUGUCCAGGACCCUGGUGGACCACGGCUACAAGAUCGUGACGGGUGGCUCUGACAACCAUCUGAUCCUGCUGGACCUGCGCAGCAAAGGAACCGACGGAGGUCGAGCUGAGAAGGUUCUGGAAGCGUGCGCCAUCGCAUGCAACAAGAACACCUGUCCAGGGGACAAGAGUGCGCUGAGGCCCAGUGGCCUGAGGUUCGGCUCCCCGGCUCUGACCUCCAGAGGCUUUGUGGAGGAGGAUUUCAAGAAGGUGGCGGACUUCAUCCACAGAGGCAUCGAGCUGACCCUGGAGGUGCAGAGGAGCCUGGACCCUAAGGCCCCUCUGAAGGAGUUCCUCCAGGCUCUGUCCCAGGAGGAGAAGUUCCAGCAGAGGGUGGCUGAGAUCAGAGCAGAGGUGGAGGCCUUCUCCGGCGGCUUCCCCAUGCCGGGUCUCCCUGAGCUGUGAGCAGGGAGCCUCCUCCAACUUGCCGCUCCUCACCCUCAAGCUUUACAUACACAACACUGGUGGCAGCGCCAGGUGAGUUUGUUCACCCGGCGAUGACGUUCAAAUAAACAACCCAAAGAUCAA